Messenger RNA from Anneissia japonica, 2035 nucleotides. Its product is annotated as carbohydrate sulfotransferase 11-like. The transcript has 3 exons. Gene Ontology annotation, cellular component: membrane. Lineage: Eukaryota; Metazoa; Echinodermata; Crinoidea; Comatulida; Comatulidae. Gene Ontology annotation, biological process: carbohydrate biosynthetic process. The record is from RefSeq and is a predicted model, not a curated record. Gene Ontology annotation, molecular function: sulfotransferase activity. The coding region runs from base 577 to 1545 and encodes 322 amino acids.
AUUGAACAUAUGAACAAUGAACUGUUCCCUUAUGCAAUUGUUGUAACUGUUGUAAUCCAUCUCAAGCAUUGUAAUCGAUGCAAUCGUUUUAAUUCUUGAAAUCCUACUGUAGUGUAACCAAUAUUGUUUGAAGGUUUGCAUGGCGAAGUAUAAUAUAUAAUUAAUGCUUGCGCAUUAAUGCUUUUCGCAAGCAUUAAUUAUUAUUUAUAUAGUAACCAAUAUUAAUAACCACAGCCCCGAAAACUAAUUAAAUAGAUCUCCCUAGAUAGGUUAUUGGUAUCCUCCCAUUUUAAAACAGUCAGUGUUAUUCUUCACAUGCAAGUGUGAGAUAUUUUAAAUAUAUCCUUCAACCUAACAAAUAACUAUAAACCCACUAACGGAUUUUUUUAUAGGCCACCUACGGAUUUUAUAUCAGUUGUAACACUGUAACAAGCUGUUACCGUCUGCUAUCGAAAAGAAAGAACCCUAAUCGCCGGAGUCAUUUGGGUAUAAAAAUACUACGCUCAAGUUACCGGUAUGCCUACUCAUUUUAUCAAUGAGCGAUUUAAUAGUUUUGGAAAGUGAAUACAAAAAAAAAUGAGACGCAAAGCUUUCUUUAUUUUCCUCCUGUUGACCGUUUUGUGUUUAGGCUAUGAAUGCACGAUUGGAUAUUACGUCUAUUUGAGAUAUGUUGAUGACAGUCAACCGAGUGAUGUACUCAAUGUUAGCAGUUAUAGGCCUAACGAGAAGGGUGUAUCGGAUGGAGAUCUGAUUCGACACAGGUUUGAUUUAAGACGACAACAUGUUAAACAGUUGUGUUCACGAGACUUGUACAGAAAAAAUACGACGCUGAAGUUCAACCUCAUUGUGGUGGAUGAGUACAAAUUAAUGUACUGUUCCGUCCCAAAGACAGGCUGUACAAACUGGAAGCGACUGUUCCUAGUUCUACGUGGGAGAUAUAACUCCACGGAUGAUAUAGAACAAUCCAAAGCACACCAACGUUUCAAAACUCUCGCCGAUGUAACAGAAGCAGAAGCCGAGAAAAUAUUAAAAACUUACACCAAACUGUUUUUCCUCCGUGAACCAUUUGGACGCAUUGUCUCCGCGUAUAGAAAUAAAUUCGAAGACAACUCACACAAUGCAAUGGCAUUUAGAAAACCAUUUGUAUCUAGCAUUAUGAAAAUGUAUAGAGAAAAUAACACCGUUGAUGAAACGUUAAUGAAGGGUAAUCUAUCUGUGACAUUUCAAGAAUUUGUCCAGUAUUUAGGUGAUAAUAGGAACAGUCUUUCGGGUCUUCCGGAAGAACAUUGGCGGGAAACUUAUCGUCUGUGUUCUCCAUGUGAAAUUGAUUAUGAUUAUAUAGGUCAUUUUGAUACACUGUUUGAAGAUUCAAAGUUCAUAUUAAAAGCUUUAAAUAUAGCGAUUGAUUUCCCAGUAUCUACAAACCCAACGAACAGCUCACAUGAGUAUAUUCUUCAAGAAUAUUAUAAACAGAUUAAUCUCACAGAAAUUGAACGAAUUAAACGCCGAUAUCGAGUCGAUUUAUUACUUUAUGAUUCGGCAUGAAUAACAAUGUUUAUGAAGUUCAUAAUUCAUAAUUGUAUUUGUAAUCUUUCUCAAUAGAGAUGCCAGGCAACGAAAGGAAAUUUCUCCUGUAAUGUCUUUCGCCUACCAUCAAAGAAGUGUUCAGAUUCAGAUUAAAUCAUAUUUAUUCUUCAUAUAUCAAGUACAUGGAAUAAUUUCCUUGGUAUAUAUUACAACAAAAAUUAUUCAGAAAUACAAUACACAAAAUAUCAGCUACAAUUUUUUCACAGACAAUUUUAUCUAACAAAUUCAUCGUUGAGUACUUAGUGGGCACAACCGUUCAGUUAAUAUUAAGCGUACGUGUGUAUAUGCUUUCAGAAACCAAAUGAACCUAAUUAAACUCAAUUAUUACAGUAUUUGAUUAAGUAUUUGAUGAUGUAAUAUCACAUAGUUCUACAAUUAUAAUACUAUACCAAUAUUUAGGUCACUUUACACUAAAGCUCCUGUCGUCAGCAAUCGGAGGCUCUCUGCU